AUGUUUGUUGAUGUUUCCAGUGGUGUGGAUCGUAAUCAUCACCACAGGUCAUCAUCUUCCUCUCAACAACAAAAAUUCGCUCGAACAUUGAUCCUAUGUAUUUCCAUCUUGUUGUUUAGUUUGAUUGUUUUACUCGAAUAUGUGCCAUCUGUGACUGCUACAUCAAGUGAAUGCAGACGUCCAGAAGAUCAGAAAAUUUCCUCUGCCAAGAAACGCUCUGUUUUAAAUUACGACAAUACAGAAGACUUUUUGGAAGAUUCUCUCCUUCAAGAUACCUCAGCACAUACUCUUGCAGAUACCCUCAAAUCAGGAGGUGGAGGAGGUGGCCGAGGUGGAGGUGGUGGCGGUGGUGGUCGAGGCAGUGGAGGAGGUGGUCGUGGAAAUAGUCGAGGAGGUUCUUCAUCAUCAGGAGGUCGUAGUGGUGGACGUGGAGGACGUGCAGGUCGUAGUGGUGGUGGUCGUGGAAAUAGUCGUGGAGGAAAAAGUUCAGGAGGUCGCAGCAAAGGUAGUAAAGGUCGUAGUAGUUCACGAAGUGGAAAAUCUUCCAAGUCCUCGAAAAGUUCAAGAGCUUCAAGUAAGGCAUCCAAGAGUAAGUCGAAGAGUGCCUCAAAGAGUAAGUCCAAGAGUAAAUCAAAGAGCAAGUCCAAAUCAAAGAGUAAAUCAAAGAGCAAGUCGAAGAGUAAAUCCAAGAGUAAGACAAAGAGUAAGACCAAAGCAAAGGCAAAGAAGACCAAAGUUACCAAGCCAGCAGUGAAACCAAUGGUGAAGCCUCCUGUUGUUAAGAAACCAGUAGCUUUGAAGAAACCUGCUGUUGCUGCCAAACCUGCCAGCAAAGAUUCUCGAGGAGAAACAAGAAGUGCCAGAGACAGCUUAUCCAGUGAGGCCAAUAGCAACGUACGUGCAAAUCCAAAUCGUUUCCGUGUGACAGGACCUACAGAUCGAACCCUAAUCCAUCGUCAAUCCUUUACUGGAAAGAAAUCCACGGAUUGUGUUGCUUGCAAAAUUGAUUGCAUGACUGCAGGAACUGUUUUUGAAUCGUGUGCAACAAGAUUUUAUUAUUAUGGAUGUCAACAACAAGCUCCAUGUUACAAUGCAAGAUCUGGAAGAGCAAUUGUGGAGACUGCCAUUGGAAUUUGUAUUGAUAAGAAUGGAUGCGUGUUGAAAGCCACUGGUAUUGAUAAGAAAAAUGGAAAAUUAAUUUUGGAUACUAUUAUUGAAAGAGCUAGUAGUAUUUCCGUCAUUGAUUAA
Naegleria lovaniensis is the source of this 1248-nucleotide messenger RNA. RefSeq lists its product as uncharacterized. The record is from RefSeq and is a predicted model, not a curated record. Lineage: Eukaryota; Heterolobosea; Eutetramitea; Acrasida; Naegleriidae. The transcript has a single exon. Bases 1 to 1248 code for a protein of 415 amino acids.